UAUUUAAAGCUCUACAAUGUGUUGAUAGAUGAUCAAAUUAGCACAAAAACCUUGACUACAGCCUUUCGCCAUGACGGGCAAUCCCCAGCCAUACACAAUUUCAGUGCCUGACGCAGCGCUCGAGGAGGUGAAGCAGCGUCUUUCCUUUGCGAAAUUUCCUGACCAGCUCCAAUCCCCAGAUCAGAAUGAUUGGCCAUUCGGCGUCCCAGUAGCAGAAGUUAAAAGGCUUGUGACCUAUUGGAAGGACAAAUUCGAUUGGCGAAAAGCAGAAGCACAAUUAAAUAAACUGCCGCAUUACAGAACCGAAAUUGAGGUCGAUGGAUUUGGCACUCUAGAUAUUCAUUUUAUACAUCAAGUCAGUCCAAACAAGAAUGCAAUUCCGCUUCUAUUCUCGCAUGGUUGGCCUGGAUCAUUCAUCGAAAUAACAAAACUGCUACCAUUUUUUCAAGGAGACGAUAAAACCCCAGCAUUUCAUGUCGUUGCGCCAUCACUGCCAAAUUUUGGAUUUUCAUCUGGCGUCAACCGUCGUGGUUUCGUACUCACAAAAUACGCAGAAACUCUGAAUAAGUUAAUGCUUAAGCUUGGCUACGAUCAAUACGUCACACAAGGCGGCGACUGGGGCUUCUCCGUUACUCGUGCGCUAGGUAGAAUCUACCCGCAGCACUGCAAAGCAUCGCACAUCAAUCUGGUUCUCGCGCGAGAGCCAAACUGGACUAAGCAUCCACUUCUGGCUCUUCAGCAUGCCCUAUUUUCUUAUACAGACCGGGAGAAGGCUGGUCGUGAGCGCACCAAAUGGUUCGACGAAGAGGGAUACGGUUACAACCUUCUACAAAGCACAAAGCCGCAAACCAUCGGAUACGCUCUUGCCGACAGCCCUGUCACGCUACUAGCAUGGAUCUACGAAAAACUUCAUGACUGGACAGACGGGUAUCCCUGGACCGAAGACGAGAUUUUGACAUGGGUAUCUAUUUACUGGUUUUCGACUGCUGGGCCAGCGGCCAGCGUGAGGAUCUAUCAUGAAGCGACGCGUCCCCAGCCUUAUUCAGACAUAUCAACCAGAGCUUUAGGCGAGUACACGCCAAAUGUUAAGCUCGGCAUUGCCCACUUCCCUAAGGAAAUAACGGUGGUCCCAGACACGUGGGCAGCUACUUUGGGUCCAGUAGUUAUGCAAAGCUCACAUGAUCAUGGUGGACAUUUCUCUGCAUGGGAAGUACCUGAUGCUAUUGCAUCGGAUGUGCAAAAAAUGUUUUGUCGGGGUGGACCUUGUUAUGGCAUCGUGAAAGGUAGAAAUGGGUAUUAGCUGAGAUUAAGAGUUAUAUGGGGGACUAGGGUCAUAUAUAGAAUGCUAGGUACACAACAGCUGCUUUUGAGCAUGAAUUAAUACUUACAAAAGGCCAGAUUGAGC
This is a messenger RNA of Xylona heveae TC161, 1405 nucleotides long. Its product is annotated as alpha/beta-hydrolase. Bases 71 to 1300 code for a protein of 409 amino acids. Gene Ontology annotation, biological process: epoxide metabolic process. The record is from RefSeq and is a predicted model, not a curated record. Lineage: Eukaryota; Fungi; Ascomycota; Xylonomycetes; Xylonales; Xylonaceae. The transcript is spliced from 4 exons. Gene Ontology annotation, molecular function: epoxide hydrolase activity.